Pantherophis guttatus is the source of this 1708-nucleotide messenger RNA. The record is from RefSeq and is a predicted model, not a curated record. Lineage: Eukaryota; Metazoa; Chordata; Lepidosauria; Squamata; Colubridae.
GAAGCCGCACAUUGCCAGCUGGCGCAUCUCCGGAUCUCUUGCAGCGGAUUCCCGGGCGCCCUUGGAGAGAAAAAAAAACCAAAACCAGGCAAGAAGGAAUGUCGGCUUCUUAUUGAAGGGCCCUAAAUUGCCUCCAAUUGCCCCCAAAAUGCACUUCAAAGCGAUGCAGAGAUCUUGGACGGUUCUCCGGAGCGGCCGUCAAAUUUUUACGCAAAAUUCAAGCCGAGGCAUCGGUGGGGACCCUUGGAGAAAAUUGGCUUUUUUAAACAACCCCGCUUUGAACCGAACGAGGCUGAAUAGAAUCGCCGGAUUCCGGGGAAUUCAAGAAUGUGGCUUCCCGUUAUUAGGAAAAGGCGCCGGUUUGCAAAGAGAAAUGAGGGAAAAGAAGAAUUUUUGGAGACAACGGAGCACUCGAUCCUGCCCGGAAGCCACUUCACCUUUUGUGUACAAAGUCCGAGUCGCUACCGGGAAGCUUUGGGGUUCGGGCACCUUCGACUCCGUCUCCAUCACGCUGGUGGGCUUAAAGGGGGAGAGCCCCAGGCAGCUCUUGGAUAAGACCGGGAAGGACUUCAUCCCCGGAGCGGUGGAUGACUAUGAAAUCUCGAGCGAUCGUGACCUGGGGGCCCUGAUUUUCAUCCGGCUCCAUAAGGAACCCUAUCAGUUUUUCCCAGAAGAUUCAUGGUUUUGCGACUUCGUCCAGCUGACCGCCCCGGAUGGCCAAAAUUUCCAUUUUCCUUGCUACCAAUGGAUCGAGGACGACCAGACCCUGGUGCUGAGAGAGGCCACAGGCAAAUUGAUCUGUGAUGACGGCCAGAACUCCUGCCUGCUGGGACACAGGACGGAAGAGCUGAGAAACAGGCAGGACACCUACAGAUGGACUGAAUUCGCUCCCGGCUUGCCCCGGUGCGUGGCGGUGGACACCAUCGAAGAGAUGAACACCAACAUCAAGUUCUCCUUGACCAAGAUAAGCACUUUCAUGGCGCGUUCAAAACUGACGUGGGUACCACCGAAAUCUUCGUGGCUCAGGGAUGAACUGGGGAGGCUCCGGGCGCGCUCUCAGCUGGGUGGUUUUCUUUGCAGACAUUUUGGGACCCGACUAGGGAACGUCAUCAGUGCCAGAAGGGAGGGGGGAUUGUGGAGAGGAGGAGUGAUCUGUCCCCGUCCACACACACACACACACACAAACACAGCCAGCCGAGGGUUAAGAAAGUACUUGGCACGCACACAGGUCGUUAUCUCAAACUUGGCAGCAAUAUAAUCACCGUCUGCCAAGAGCUUUUACUGCAACAGAUAACACAAAAUUACAUACGCAUUGCAAAUAGUCCAGCAAAACAAUAUCCCUUUCGGCAGCUUCAGACGUUGUUCAAGUGACUAGCCAAAGUUCGUUUUUGUUCGUCACGGAGUUUUACCAGCCACCACCCUCUCUUAAAUAGUCUCUGGGGUGUGGUCCAGUGACUCAGUUCUAAUCCCUAGCACGCCUCCUUAACUGCUGCAACCGUUUAUCACGCCUUCGUUGGCGUGCAUCCAGGAAUGACGGCUCUCCUUCGCUCUCAUCCGAGACACCUGGCUCCUGGUUAAUCUCCUCUCCCUCGGCCGGCACCUGAGACAGUGCCAGAGGGGAGGGGCCUGGAGAGGGAGGCCUGGCUGACUCCUCUUCCUCAUGUUCGGAGCUUUCUUCCUCCGAUGAGAUAGGCUCAGAGGGCGGGGC